Molecule: messenger RNA, 681 nt
Organism: Adineta ricciae
Lineage: Eukaryota; Metazoa; Rotifera; Eurotatoria; Adinetida; Adinetidae
Source: the annotation of a GenBank genome assembly
AUGAUUUCUCUUGUUAUUUUAUUGAUUGCAAUUGGAAUUGGAUCAUUUCUUUACUUAACAAUUGAUACAGAUUUCGAAGCACAACCAGGAAUGGUUCGUACUGCUGGUUCACCAAGAGAAUUUUCAUCUGACGAUAUUGGUCGAAUAAUCAAUACAGCUCGUCAAGCAUGGUCAAUUGUUGAUCAAAAUCGCGCUGUUGUCGAUAUUCAAACAUCUUAUAGUAAUGUUCUUCCUUCUCACAUAACUGAUCCAUUUGAACUUCAAAGUUGGUCAUCACCACCUGCUUCUCAUUCAUAUACUGUUCAAGUUUACAAUCGAUUAAAACAACGUGUCCUUCAAUUUACUUAUUCACUUCAAUUCACUUAUGGUGGAUCAUUAGAUGGAAAAGGUGCGUAUUUAGAUCGCGUUACUAUUGUUCCAUCACGUAUUUCAGUCGCAUGGGCUUAUGUUUUCAAUGCAAGUGUUCAUGUUGUGUCUGUGUAUAAUGUUGGCACACGAGAUGAACCAAUUGCUGCUGCUCAUAUUGAAUUAUGUUAUCGAUUAGCUGGAUUGAAUACAGUGGAAAGAACUGAAUCUUUUCAUUUUUUUUUAUAUUUAAAGAAAAUGGAUUUUUGUUAUCAUUCUCAAAUGAGAGAUGCUCGUAGUUGUAAAAAUCUGACAACCAACGGACGUUUUAUAUAA